Messenger RNA from Chaetura pelagica (chimney swift), 3243 nucleotides. RefSeq names its product class II, major histocompatibility complex, transactivator (gene CIITA). Bases 1 to 3243 code for a protein of 1080 amino acids. The transcript has 15 exons. Gene Ontology annotation, molecular function: ATP binding. Gene Ontology annotation, biological process: positive regulation of transcription by RNA polymerase II; inflammatory response; positive regulation of MHC class II biosynthetic process. The record is from RefSeq and is a predicted model, not a curated record. NCBI's taxonomy places the organism in Eukaryota, Metazoa, Chordata, Aves, Apodiformes, Apodidae.
AUGAAUCUCUUUAAGGAGAUACUGCCCAGAGUAAGGAAGAUUCUUUCAACUGCUACAUCUUCUGAUGACCACAAAUUGCUUAACCUCAUGCUGAAAGAAGAUGUGAUCUCCAAGGAGUACCAUCAAGCCUUGCUCAAUGAAAAAGAUAAAGAGGACCUUGCAAGGAAAAUAUCUCUGACAUUUGUGGAAAAAUGGGACAUGUGCUUGAACACUUUGGUUCCCUUCUGUUGUUUAAACGUCUGUGGCAGUGGCAGUAAGCCUCAAAACAUUACAGACAAUGGGCCAACAGGAAGCAAUUACAUUUCUGACAGCAAGAGACAAAUCAUGGAUUCAGCUUUUUUGCCUGAAAAUGGCUAUCUUGCUAUGCUGCAUGGUGAUCUUGAUCUAUUGCAUACUUUUCUUGAUGCUAAGCCACCUGGAGAUGAGGAAGGGGACUUCUUUCCAGUUCUGGAUCCUGAAGUUGAUGACAGCAACUGUGAGCAGUCCAAUAAUAUGGAUUUCCUGUAUGCAAAGGAAAGUGAUGAAAAUGGGGAAGAAUUGUAUGUCUGUUCCAACACCAUAGAAGCCUAUGCUAGAAUAGCUGGAUUAGCAGAAUAUGUGCUAAAAGAUCAGCAAGAGAAGCACAUGGAAGACAUUUUUGCAGGGAGCCUUAUUUUGGAUGAAAUGGCUGCUGAAAACACUGAGAAAUUUACUGACAUAGAGAUGCAGAAAUGUCACAAACGAACCUUCUUGAGCUCUUCAGAGAGUUGCUCUGAUGCUUCAGUACCCAAAUACAGGAAAACUGUGGAAGCCCCUGCAGUGUCUGCAGGAAAUGGCAGUUUCUUAGCUAUGCCUCUCAGCAGCCAUCCAGCUACCUCUGCCUCACUAUCCAACCAGCACAUGUCCUUUUCUCUUCCUGCUACCAACGAGUUGGAGAGGAGUUCCAUAAUCCCUGGUAGGUACACACCCUUGAGUCCAGAGUGUCUACCUGUCGGUGUGAAAGGAAGCCAAGAGAAUACAGGAUUUGCAGAUCCUCCUCAGCAGAUAUUUAACUUGGUUCUUGGAAAUGGCUAUUCUGAUGUUAUAAUAUAUCCAGUGCUGACUUCUUCCACAGAAACAUUGAUAUAUCCAAGUUUUCCAGUUAAUUUAUGUAGUUCAGAACUGUUCAAAGAGAUCCCAGUUACCAUCAUUCCUUACAAAGAACCUUUCAAAAGACCAAAGCCAGUGGAAGCUUUCUGUGCAUCACUCGUGGAUUAUUUCAGAGAUAUGUGCAAAUAUGUGGCCAUGGAGCGUGAAGUAACUCUUGAUCACCUGUUUAUUGGUGGAACACUUGUUCAAAGCCAACCUGAAACCAAGACUGGGAAGAAUAGCACAAAAGCAAUGGAAAAGGAACUGGUAACCUGCAGUCUGCAAGGAAAGGAAGAGACAGCCCUUAAAAGAAACCAAAUAUUUCAAAUCCCAGAAGGUAAACACAUAGAGACUAAAGUGAUUUUGGUGCUGGGAAAAGCAGGAAUAGUUGGAAUGGGCAAAAGCAUGCUUGUUCAGAAGAUCUGCCAAGACUGGUCCAAUGGAGAGUUUUCUCAGUUUGAAUUUGUUUUUUGGUUUGACUACAAACAAAUAAGCUUGCCUGAGAAGAAAUACAGCCUGAAGGAUCUGCUGCUUGAAUUUUUUGUAAAACCUCAAGAGAGUAGCAAAGAGAUCUUUGAGUAUAUAUUGCAAAAUCCUGCUAAAGUCCUUCUGAUUUUUGAUGGUUUUGAAGGGUUGCAUGUUCAUGAGAAUUUUCCUUAUUGCUCAGCCAGCCAGCCUGAAAAAGACUUGUGCAGUGUAAAGGAGCUGCUUUCAGGACUCAUCCAAAAAAAGAUACUGAAGGGUUGUACUUUAUUACUUACAGCAAGACCAAAAGACAAGGUGUACCAGUAUGUGUCCAAAGUGGAUAAGACUAUUGAAAUAGUAGGAUUUUCCCCUCAGCAGAGAGAACUGUACAUAACCAAAUACUUUGAAGGAUUACCCUACUGUGAUAAUGCACUGAAAUUGAUCAAAGACUCUGGGUACUUGUUCAGUCAUUGUUACAGCCCUGUUAUGUGUAGAUUUGUUUGUUUUCUCUGUGAGACAGUUCUUGAAAGGGGAGACCAAAACCUUCCUUCAACUCUUUCUAGAAUCUUCCUGAAAUUUGUUCAGCAAAAGAUAAUACAUAUGCAAACAGAUGUUACAGCCAUGCAAAAUCAAGAGAGUCUUGCUACACUAGCCCGUAUAGCCUGGUAUCUUGGAGAAAAGCACCAAAGUGCCAUGAAAAGUGAUCUUCUUCCUUCUAAGAAAGUUAAAGAGUUUGCUCUGAAAUACGGAUUUUUCCUGCCAUUUGCAUUCCCCAGACAUUCAGAUAGUGGAGAAGAGGAAUUUGGGAGCACAUUCUCUGAUUUCAUAAUUCAGAAUUUCUUGGGUGCGCUUCACCUUAUGCUGCCAGAAGAGAUCAAGGAUAAAAGUCUAACCAAGUACCUGUCUUUUCUAUCCAAGAAGAAAAAACUUUAUAGCUGGUUAGAUUUAGUGCCUCGAUUUUUGGCUGGUUUGUUGUUCCUCCAGGAUGACCCCUACUUCUGCUCCCUUUCAAGUAAGGAUGUAAAACAUUCAAUCAAGAAGCAGAAAAAAUUCUUGAAAUAUAUUAGAAGACUGAAGAUGAACAAGCUCUGUCCGGAGAGGUUACUUGAGCUUUUACAUUGUAUUUAUGAAACACAAAACAAUUAUCUCUUGCAGCAUGUGGCCUUAAGGCUCAAACCAGACCUGUCUUUUCUGGACGUAGGUCUUACACCACCUGAUGUCCAUGUAGUGCACUCUAUUUUAAAAAGGUCAAGAAAAGAGUUUUCCUUGGAUUUGCGAAACAGCAGCAUUGACAUGCAAGGGCUAAAAGACUUGAUUGGCUUAAAGAACGUGGCAUCAUUCAGGGCCUCCCUCAGUGAUGCAGUCAGGCUCUGGAAAUCUUUAGAACAGACAAAAGACUACGAGCUGCUCAGAGCAUCAACAGAGAAAUUUGUUCUUGGCCCCUUUAAGGCAAAGACAAUGAAGGACAUCAGUGACCUUUCAGACCUUGUAGAGGUGCAGAAGAUGAUUAGCUGUGUGCAAGAGGCAUCUGGUUGCAGCAGCUAUGAAAUUCCUGCCAUCAAAAACCUUCAAAAACUAGAAUUUGCGCUAGGUCCAGUGUGUGGCCUUCAGGGACUCCUAAAACUUGUGGAAAUCCUGGCAGCAUUCCCAUCACUUCAACAUUUAGAGUGA